GUAUCCGGUAAAUGUAUUGACCACGUGUGGAGAGAACAUAUGUUGAUCAUGCACUUCCAUGAGGAUAAAAGCGAGUAAUCGAUAUUGCAGACUAUUUCACAUCAUAGUAAGAACUGGUGCUUACACUUGUGGACACGAACCAAGCGAGAUGAACUACAAGAUAAACUGGAUAAGCUUCGUAUUGAUAAUAUGGAUGCUAACCACGUCGUUACAAAUCGAGGCGUAUUUCGUUCCUUGUAGCCCGCUUUCACCACCCAGUAGCUGUAAAAUUAACGAGGUUCCCAGAAGGCAGAUCUCCUUUCAUAUUUGCGGCGAUCAACUCAAAACAGCCUAUGAAGUGGCAUGCAGAUGGAUGCGAAGGAAAAGAAGUGUAAAACCAAGAGCCAGCAAAGUAAUCCUGGACAAGCAAAGAGCUGAUGGAUUUCUCACUUCACAUCACGUGACUAAAAGGAGCUUCAACGUUGUGGAGGAGUGCUGUCAAGAGGGCUGUGUAUGGGAAGAAAUUUUAGAAUAUUGCAAACCAUAAUUUUAAAAUGGAAAAUCG
Messenger RNA from Pocillopora verrucosa, 544 nucleotides. RefSeq lists its product as uncharacterized. Gene Ontology annotation, molecular function: hormone activity. Lineage: Eukaryota; Metazoa; Cnidaria; Anthozoa; Scleractinia; Pocilloporidae. Gene Ontology annotation, cellular component: extracellular region. The record is from RefSeq and is a predicted model, not a curated record.